AUGACGCCAGACCUUUCUCUCGAGGAAGCGCAGCCAGCGCAUGCGAACACUUCCUCUGUCAUCGACCUCCUAAACCGACUAUCCACUCCUCAGCUACCCAGAAACAACACCACAACGACCUCCAAUAUUCCUUCCAUACUCAACCAACUGUCCAACCUUUCUCCUGUCAGCGCAUCGAUACCCAACAAUAGCUGUCCCUUCAUAUCACGCCUUUCCACCGACGUUCGCACACAAAUUUACUCCUAUCUCCUCCUCAAUCCCUUACUCUCUACAGCAGAAUGUGUAAGUGUCGAAACCGAUUUCGGCAUCAACCAAAAAUACGAACUCGAGCCUUCAAUUCUCAGAACAUGCAAAGAAGUCUACGGAGAAGCGUCCACCGUUCUCUACGGCCUCAACAAAUUCUACCUCGUCGCCAUGAAAAGCACCCGCAUGUUUCGUUUCACACUUGCAGAUUUUAUCAGUGGAAGCGCGCUCACGAGAUAUUGGAGAGAAAAUGCUGAUAUCUUCAAGGUUGCGCCUGAGUCUACUUUGUAUCUGUGUAAAGUACGUCAAUGGCGAGUCGAAGUAGGCUGGUAUGGGUCGCCUGGUCAAAGCGAUAUAUCUCUUCCUGUAGUAUCUAUGAAAACACCGGAGGAAUACAAGUUCACGCGAUCUUUACCAAUCGAUCCAAGAACUGGUUUACCGCCUGUUUCUGGACAAAGGAGAACUCGAAAUCAAUAUUUAUUGAGACUUGGAGCGCAAGAUGCGACGAGCUCGACCAUGGUGAAUACACUUUCAUUCUUAAGACCGUUGCUCGAAUAUAGUUUGGUGCCUUUUUGUCAUUUGAUUAAACUUUGUGAAGUACCACCGCAUACUCUGGAGAUUAUUAUUAGAGCAAAGAAGGAGGGAGAAGCUCCCAUUCGAUCCGAAUAUCUGGGUGUAGUACCUACGGAAGCUGAGAAAUUGCGAUUGGUAAGACCACUGGAGAUGUUACGAGGGUUGGGUAGUUUGGAGUUCACGUAUGGCGAGAAGAGCAGUGGGAAUGACGUACCAUCUGACGGAAAUGCCAUCGAAGACACUACACCCGCCGACGAAGGCGCCAAUUCAAGUACUACUCAAAACAACACACCACCCGAGAUCUCAAUCUACCAGCUCAUCCAACACUCAACAAUCAUCCACCUAGCCACCUCCAAGGCAGAAUACCUGACAGUUGAAUCCCCCGCCAGUAUAUACAACAACCUUCUUUCCUACGCCCAAGCCUUCGAACGUUACGAACCCUUCAAGCAACACAUGGCAACCAACUGGCUCUACCAGAACUACUACAAGAGCACCCCUAAUCCCUACAAAACCAAAACUACAAAUCCCAUUCAAUUUUCAAAUCCAUUCGGUCCUCAAGACAACAACUACAAAUCCCACCCUGUAAAUCGCCAUCUUUCAAAUGUCGCAGCCGCGGUGCGAAGACACGAUAUCAUUGCGCUCAGAAAUAACCGUAGAGCCGUGAUUGAGUACCUAGAACCACAAUAUACACGUAUCCUCUCACAAGUCCAGAGAUUUCGAGAAUACACCGAGAAGCAAAAUAAAAAAUUCGGGAUCUGGAAGGGCGUUUCGAUACUCGAGAAGCAGAUACUUGAUCAACGAGUGGAGGGCAACAGUGCGCUCAAUCCACAUCCCGAAAAGAGAACCACAAGUAUCGAUUUCUCAGAAGCGCUAGUCAUACUCGAAGAAUACGCAGAGUCAUUUACCCGCGAUUUUCCGCUCGAAACACGUCGUCAAAUUGCUCUUAUUCGCUACGAAUAUUACGGUCACUACGAAAUCAUGGAACGCGAAGUUGCGAUGCGGAAACUCCAGGAAAUGGUAGUUGAAAUGCCGCACCCAUUUGAAGAAGCGGCUGUAGAAUUCAAGAAAUGGUAUAUGCGCGCUGCGAAUGAUAUGCAGAGACAAUUUUUGGAGAUUAGAAGCGCGAGGAGACGCUUGAUUGAGGAUGAUGGUGUGAGGGGUAGGAGGGAAUUCCCGGUUGAUUUUUUAAUGGGGUUGGAGGAUGGCGAAAUUGAUUGGUGUGUGUCUAAUGAUGAGCUUGAGCUUUCGGAGAGCAUUUUAAAGAAUAAGAGGAAUCAGGCUGGUUGGGUUUAG
This is a messenger RNA of Botrytis byssoidea, 2109 nucleotides long. RefSeq lists its product as uncharacterized. The transcript has a single exon. The record is from RefSeq and is a predicted model, not a curated record. The coding region runs from base 1 to 2109 and encodes 702 amino acids. NCBI's taxonomy places the organism in Eukaryota, Fungi, Ascomycota, Leotiomycetes, Helotiales, Sclerotiniaceae.